Saccharomyces cerevisiae S288C is the source of this 825-nucleotide messenger RNA. RefSeq names its product phosphatidate phosphatase LPP1 (gene LPP1). Gene Ontology annotation, molecular function: phosphatidate phosphatase activity; diacylglycerol diphosphate phosphatase activity; lysophosphatidic acid phosphatase activity. Bases 1 to 825 code for a protein of 274 amino acids. Gene Ontology annotation, cellular component: Golgi membrane. Gene Ontology annotation, biological process: lipid metabolic process; phospholipid metabolic process. The record is from RefSeq and is marked reviewed. The transcript has a single exon. Lineage: Eukaryota; Fungi; Ascomycota; Saccharomycetes; Saccharomycetales; Saccharomycetaceae.
AUGAUCUCUGUCAUGGCGGAUGAGAAACAUAAGGAGUAUUUUAAGCUAUACUACUUUCAGUACAUGAUAAUUGGUCUAUGUACGAUAUUAUUCCUCUAUUCGGAGAUAUCCCUGGUACCUAGGGGCCAAAACAUCGAAUUUAGUCUUGAUGACCCCAGUAUAUCAAAACGUUAUGUACCUAACGAACUCGUGGGCCCACUAGAAUGUUUGAUUUUGAGUGUUGGACUGAGUAACAUGGUCGUCUUCUGGACCUGCAUGUUUGACAAGGACUUACUGAAGAAGAAUAGAGUAAAGAGACUAAGAGAGAGGCCGGACGGAAUCUCGAACGAUUUUCACUUCAUGCAUACUAGCAUUCUAUGUCUGAUGCUGAUUAUAAGCAUAAAUGCUGCCCUAACAGGCGCCUUAAAGUUGAUUAUAGGAAACUUGAGGCCUGACUUUGUUGAUAGAUGUAUACCUGACCUCCAAAAGAUGAGUGAUUCAGAUUCUUUGGUUUUUGGCUUGGACAUUUGCAAGCAGACUAACAAAUGGAUUCUAUACGAAGGCUUAAAAAGCACUCCAAGCGGACAUUCAAGUUUCAUAGUCAGUACCAUGGGCUUUACAUAUCUUUGGCAAAGGGUUUUCACCACACGCAAUACAAGAAGUUGCAUUUGGUGCCCUUUAUUAGCUCUAGUAGUAAUGGUUUCAAGGGUUAUCGAUCACAGACAUCAUUGGUACGAUGUUGUCUCUGGAGCUGUUCUAGCAUUUUUAGUCAUUUAUUGUUGCUGGAAAUGGACAUUUACAAACUUGGCGAAAAGAGACAUACUUCCUUCACCGGUUAGUGUUUAG